CUUUACUGUGCAGAAGAAUCUGCUUCUCGGUCCUACCUGUUCCUCAGUCCAGUGGUGUCCUGCUUCCCCCCUGGUGCCAGCAUCUUCAUCCCCAAAAAGGUCUGCGGUCUCUGGUCAUCUCUUGUAGUAUGUCCACAGUCUCUGGUCAUAUCCUGUACUAUGUCCGCAGUCUCUGGUCAUCUCCUGUACUGUGUCCGCAGUCUCUGGUCAUCUCCUGUACUGUGUCCGAAGUCUCUGGUCAUCCCCUGUACUGUGUCCGCAGUCUCUGGUCAUCUCCUGUACUAUGUCUGCAGUCUCUGGUCAUCUCCUGUACUGUGUCCGCAGUCUCUGGUCAUCUCCUGUACUAUGUCCGCAGUCCCUGGUCAGCUCCUGUACUAUGUCUGCAGUAAAACAUUUCAACACAUACCGUUUUAUUCUCUAGGGCCUCUG
This is a messenger RNA of Staurois parvus, 429 nucleotides long. The record is from the annotation of a GenBank genome assembly. NCBI's taxonomy places the organism in Eukaryota, Metazoa, Chordata, Amphibia, Anura, Ranidae.